Molecule: messenger RNA, 2255 nt
Organism: Chlamydomonas reinhardtii
Lineage: Eukaryota; Viridiplantae; Chlorophyta; Chlorophyceae; Chlamydomonadales; Chlamydomonadaceae
Exons: 3
Coding region: 323-850 (175 amino acids)
Source: RefSeq, a predicted model, not a curated record
CUACAAACUAGUUGGCGCUAGGGUUACCUGGUUAUCAGCCAUCACAUGACACGGCCACGGGAACCUGUCUGAAGUCAGACGCUCGUGUUACCUUUCGUGACAGGUGUAACUCUCUCUGAAGAACAAUUAAUCUUACAAGUAUUUAUCAUGACCAGUGCAGGCUAUUACCCUUGAGUGAAUCGGUGCUGGGAAAGUGCGCCGGGCCGCGAUGGAGGUCAUGGGCAUUGGGUUAACAGUACUUCUCUGGCCAAACUCGGCGCACAUUGCACACAGUACUAUAACCAGUGCAUAUUAAAGUCUUCCCAACCGCACAGUUACUAGAAUGGAGCACGCAAGCGCCUCUACGCUGACACACUCUACUUGGGACUCGCCCAACACUGUCCUAGGCUUCCAGCCACUGCAAAGUUGCCCGUCGCCUGGCGCUCCGACUCUCAGGACACAGCGUUCGCUGCUGGCUGACCUUCUGGCCGCGGCAAACUACUCUAACGAUGGGCUCGAGGAGGGCGAGCCGGAAGACGACGCCGACUCUUGUGUUGAUGCUCGCGUUCUUCCGUCGUCGUCGUCAGUGCAGCGGCCCUGGUGCAGCUGCGGAGUCGGAGCAGGAGUCGCGGUCGAGUAUCACGCAACAGAAUGUAGCGCAAGGUCCUGCGCCGAGCCAGCCGCUUGCUGCGACUCGGAUACGAGCUUGACAGCAGCUAUUACCAUUCCCCAGAAAACGUACUACAAGUGCCAACGGCAAAUUGAGGAGCGGGCACGAAUUCAGUACCACCGGCAAGUGUACCGGGCGCAGAUGGACGCGCAACAGCAGGCCAACAUGCAGGCGCAACAAGCGCAGCAGCAGAAGAUUUAACGCUAUGGAGUGCAUAGUCACACGCCAAGAACCAAUAUAACGACAUGAGAUUUAGACUGAGCCGGCCUUGGUCACGGUAUGUCCGUGACAGACCCUCUGAGUCAGUGCCUCUGACGUCACAACUCGACUCAGGGUCAACAGAAUGCCUCAGUCUGCGUACAUCCAUGGGCAGUACCGCUGCCAUUGCCGCAUCUGUCUGAAACGCGGUGGGUUGCGGCGCGACGGCGGGGGCUUCAUGACGUACAAUAGUAAGGCCAGCCUGCAUUCAUGAACUGUUUAGCUAACCUUAGAUAGGAGAGCGUUUCCACCUUACCGUUGAGUGGUGAGCUUCGCGGCAGUUUGAGACAGUACUAGGUUGGUAUGGGACGCUUGGCUGCAUCUUUCCGGGUGCUCUUUGAUAACUUGUGAAAUACACUGCACAAUAGCGCGCAGCGACAAUCGUGCUUACCGAGCUUGGAGUGAUGCCGACGGUGCUUUAUUGAGUGCAGUGGUGCAGAUUCCUAGGGUACACGCACGGCUGCAGGUGGCAGGUGCGGGGCCGCGGGGGGCUGCGUUGUUGCGCACCCUUGGCCCCGGGGCGCAGCCGCUGCGGUACACUCCGUACAGCGUGAGAAAUGAGUGCUUUACUUGGGGCGCGUACACCAUUGCCGCAAUUGUACCUGCGGUGUUCGCAGCCGCGUUUACUGCGGAUGCGGAGCCGCGACGUGGCGGCGAAGCCUGUGGCCCCAACAUUAACUUUUGAAAGCAGGGUGCACAGAACUAGCAUUGGGUGCGGCUAGCCAGUUUUGUUUCGCAUGCACACGCACUUGCAGCGCACCGAGUGUGGUGGCCAGUGACGCUCGACUCAUGGUUGCUGGGUUGUCUCCCGGGGCUGUCGAUGCGUGUGGACCUCAUAGCAUGGCUUGGCUUGCUGUAGGCGGCUGACUGACAGAGUAGAGCACUGGCAUGAGUUAGUAUCUUUACGUGUGGGCCUGUAGUAAUAGCACCCUAGCUACACUGGGACAAGUACCUUGCGGCUGCCACGGAUCCAUCAUCUCCUUCUCCCUGCGUGGUGGUCUAUUCACAUUGAGUAGCGCUCGUAAAGAUUGCACGUACUUUUGUUCAGGGUGGGUGGAACACGGGUGUCUGCGCGUACGUGCACGGAGCGAAUGUGAGACGGGUCGUUAGCUGUUGAUACAGUCUUGAUUAUUCGGACGUUGGCGUAACAUUUGGAGGGGCCGUUUACUUGAGCACGAAGCACGACACGAGGGCCGCACGGUGACACGCGGUGCACACACGACAUUGUACUGCGGUGAGAGCGCUGACAUUUGGUUUGAGGGCAUCAAGUUCUAGGGGUUCAACUGGGCGCAAUUGCUCAUCCCCUCUUGUCUUGUAGUCACUUGAAAGGUUGUAACAAGACUCCUUU